AUGCCUUUUUUCCCAGGCCAUCAGUACCUGGGUCCCGGGAAUCCACUGCGCAACGGAGAUCCGGGGGACGAGGACGACGGCAUAGCCAAGUCGCACGACGAAGCCUACGAGCAAACCACAAGUCACGAGGACGUCUUUGCGGCUGACCAAGCACCUGCAGUUCUGUUGAAUGACUUUAGACGCACCGGUAACUGGCAUUCUGCAUUAGGUGCAGUCGGUCUGGGCACGAAGAAUAUUGUAGAACAAUACGUUUUGGCCCGCAGCCUCUAUGGAUUGCCAGGAACGCAAUCGGACGCUCCCGUCCGUCCAGCCGGAGCAGGAAUUGGAGGUGUCGGUGAAAAUUCUGCAGAACUCGUUAAGCAGAUUUCGCGAGUACCUCGCGACCACGGAGUGGUCACAGUGUUCCGUGACAGCAAAAUACUCACCACAUGGGCCUAUGCAAUGCUGAAGACGAAUUUAGUGUAUGACACCGGGAAAACGUUUCCAGGAGUUUUAACUAGCCUCUCACGCUUGCCAGUGGACCGGCCGUAUCUUUACAUUCCUCAUGGCACCUACCUUAACUUACCGUCUCACGCAAGAGCCGUGCAUUGCACUGUCAAGGUUACUCCCCAUGGUCUACGCACCCCUUGGAAGACUGGCUCUUCGGUUAUCCAACCUGUCAACUCUGACAUGCUAGUUUAUGGUCUUAGCUUCGUCGGAUUGAACCACUCCUUGGAUACAGGCAUGUGCCGAGUUAAAAAAGGCGAGACAAACAACCCGAUGAAACCACAGUCUUACACUCCAUUUCAGGAGAAGGACCACGCCGAUCUGGCUAAAAGCUACUGGGGUCCUAAAAUGACACCGGGAAAGGUGGAGCAAAAUGGCUACGACGAAAAGAGCAUACCUGCGUGCAUGGGCGUGUCGCGACACAACUUUGCCUACGAUUUUAUUCACAUUGACAAGGCUAGUCUUUGCUUGACCAAGUUUGUCAACCAGUUUGCCUUCAAAGGCCACAUGGGCACACCCAUAGUCAACAAUGAGUAUUACUUUGGAGGUGACGCGUGGCUAAAGAUGGGUCCUACUUACAACGCGGGGAAUGAGUUGCCAACUCGUACACAGCUAGGCCUGCCUACUGACGUUGUAUCCUACACUACUAGCAACCUGUCAAACUACGAGUCGUACGAGCAAAAGCCAGAUCUGAACGUGACCAUGCGUCUUGAGCCCGACGAUAUGCACACGCGCAACGUGAAAUAUUUAGACCCUAUGGAAAAUACUUACUUUAUCCGUGGUUUGAAACCGAUGAUACACUCCAACAUUCAGCCGAGUUUGAGUUUCGGCGUGUUUGCGGUAAGCAAGUCGAACAAGGACGAUCCAGGCAGUACCAAAACUUUUCAAGAUAUUGCCGCUUUUUUUUUUCAAAAUGACACAGAAUUGGUGGUUCAUUCUGACGUGGACACCAUAGUAGCCGACAGCGUGACUCUGCCGUCAAGCGCGGGGCCAUACUUGCGUCAUACCCCCGAAAACAUCAAAGCAAGUUACAACAGCCUCACACGUCACGGGCGUCCAGUAAACCUUGCUCGCACGGAGACCGAGGUUACCAAACACAAGGCAGCGGAAGCGCAGCAGCAUUCCAAAAUAGCGGAAGCGCAGCAGCAUUCCUUGGUUUCAAGAAGCUCGGUGCCUUUUUUUCCACAAUAA
Messenger RNA from Rhipicephalus microplus (southern cattle tick), 1677 nucleotides. RefSeq lists its product as uncharacterized. Lineage: Eukaryota; Metazoa; Arthropoda; Arachnida; Ixodida; Ixodidae. The record is from RefSeq and is a predicted model, not a curated record.